UUCUCUCUCUAUAUAUAACAUCAGAGGAGUCCAAGUUGACACAUCACUCUGCAGUAACACUCAGUUAGGCAGUCUGCAUCGUCUGUUUCUUACUUCCAAAAUGAAUUCAUAUCUGGUUCUACUCGCUGUUUGCGUCGCAGUUGCGGUUGCAGACGAAUGUGGAUGCGCCAAUGGUUGGGCUCCAGUAUGUGCCACGGACGGGAGUACAUACGAAACUGACUGUGAUCUCCAUUGCAGUGGGAAGUUUAAAGCGUGUAAUGGCGUAUGUCCGUGCCAUCCGGAACCCAAUGUGUCACCCUGCGGCUGCGACAAUCGCUACGAACCUGUGUGCACUGCGAAGGGAGAUACUUACCAGAACAAAUGUCAGGCCGACUGCAGUGGUGAGUUGGUCGUCUACCCCCACGCCUGUCCCGCGUCUAUCAAGCAGAACAGCAAGUAAAUGACGUGAAGAUCAAUCAAAUGCGGUAUAUGCAGUUCAGCACUUGCCGUUUCUUCUGUCUCAAUAAAAUGUUGUAAUACUGUCGGUCAAUAAAAACAGUACAACCGU
This is a messenger RNA of Dreissena polymorpha, 547 nucleotides long. Its product is annotated as insoluble matrix shell protein 6-like. The record is from RefSeq and is a predicted model, not a curated record. Gene Ontology annotation, molecular function: protein binding. Bases 101 to 439 code for a protein of 112 amino acids. The transcript is spliced from 4 exons. Lineage: Eukaryota; Metazoa; Mollusca; Bivalvia; Myida; Dreissenidae.